Triplophysa dalaica is the source of this 5184-nucleotide messenger RNA. It is a transcript of the gene arhgap30, whose product is annotated as rho GTPase-activating protein 30. Gene Ontology annotation, molecular function: GTPase activator activity. NCBI's taxonomy places the organism in Eukaryota, Metazoa, Chordata, Actinopteri, Cypriniformes, Nemacheilidae. The record is from RefSeq and is a predicted model, not a curated record. Bases 481 to 4668 code for a protein of 1395 amino acids. Gene Ontology annotation, biological process: small GTPase-mediated signal transduction. The transcript has 14 exons.
ACGCUGUCUUUCUUGAUUUGUCUUUCUCUCGUGAAAUGUUUCUUGAGAGUUUUCACUGUAAAGAUGCUGGACGAGGACGUUCCCUGGCGUAGUGUGGAUGCAGAUUGCCGUGGGUUUAUUGCGUGAUGUUAACGUGAUGCUCUCAGAUCUGAUCACUUCAUUUCCGCACGAGCACCCGUGAACAGAGUGAGGAAGAAACAGGAUAUCCUUCUUCACGUCUUCUUUCACUGGACGGCAUCCAUUCAUCCCCGCAGCGAUGCACAAUGUAAUCCAUUACUGAAACAAACCCAAUUGAGAGUUUCCGGAGCGGUCCUGUGUCAACCUGAAGUCAACUGAAAGCCAAUCCACAGAGAUUCUCCAGUCGCAUCAUGUUGGGUUUACGAUCAUACGUUCGCACAAAUGUUCAUUGAAGCGACACACACACACACACACACACAAACAGAAGAGCUGAAUGUCUGAGUGGCAGUGAGGGAAUAAAACAUGAGAAGAGGCCGGAGAAAAGUUGCAAACAGAGAUAAGGUGUUUGGAUGUGACCUGCAGGAGCACCUGAUCUCCACUGCACAAGAAAUUCCUUCGGUGUUGCGCAACUGCAGUGAAUUCAUCGAGGAGUAUGGGAUUGUUGACGGGAUCUACAGACUGUCUGGAGUCUCGUCCAACACGCAGAAACUGAGGAAUGAAUUUGACACCGAAGGAACUCCAGACCUGUACAAAGAUGUUUAUCUGCAGGAUAUUCACUGCGUCAGUUCUUUAUGUAAAGCGUAUUUCAGAGAGCUGCCCAACCCUCUGCUCACAUAUGAACUCUAUGACCGCUUCGCUGAUGCAGUGGCCGUUCAGCUGGAGGACGAGCGGCUGGUGAAGAUUAAAGAAGUUUUGAAGGAUUUACCUGCCCCUCACUACAGAACGCUGGAAUUUUUGAUGCAUCAUCUGGUCAAGAUGUCCUCAUUUGCAUCUCAGACCAACAUGCAUUCCAGAAACCUGGCCAUCGUCUGGGCUCCAAACCUUCUCAGGUCGAAGGACAUCGAGUCGACUGGUUUUAAUGGUACUGCAGCGUUCAUGGAGGUGCGAGUUCAGUCCAUUGUGGUGGAGUUUAUUCUCACGCAUGUGCCGGAGGUGUUUGCUGCUUCAGGAUCGGCCAUGGAGCGCCGGAAGUCCCUCCCCUCGCCGGCAUUGCUGGCCAAUUCGGACGACCAUUUUCUUAAGUCCCUUCCGCUACAUUGUGGGAACCUGAGUCCGGGAGAUGGACCUCCACUCAUGCGGCCAUACCACGCUAUCAUUGACGGCACUGACAAGAGAAAAGGCUCGCUCAAAGGAAGAAAGUGGAAGUCCAUCUUUAACUUGGGCGGGAGACUUCAGGAUCCACGCAAGAAGAACAAAUACUGCCCCAAAGAUAAAGAGAAGACAUCGCUGAGACCUGCCAAAAGUAUGGACUCUCUGAGCUCAGGGCCUUUUGCACAAGAUGAUUCAAAGCAUCCUCCGGCUCUGCUCCUGUCCACAGCCAACCCCGAGGGUGUGGCCUCCGUAGGUGGAGGCGUGUCCAGCGGAUAUGCUGUGACGUACAGGCGCACGGGCGGGGCACAGGUGAGCAUGGUGAGCGGUGGGACUCAGGGCACAUACAAUCGUCUGGAAUCGCUGGGCGGAGCCGAGGGGUCAUCUCAGGGCAAUUCAAGGUCACCGGGAAUGACCAGUAAAGCUGACCGCCGCGCCGGCAUCCACAUAUCCGGACCUUUCUCUGUAACUGUGCCACUUCACAUUACGUCCGGGUUAGCGCUGGGUGUGCUGCAGGGGGGCUGGAACGAGAAGGAACAAACCGUGCAAGGAGAUGCUGCUGAUGAAGAACAAGCAGAAACCAAAGACGAAGGUGAACAGGUCAAGUGUUCAGAGCCGGAGCCGGAGCAGACGUACACUGAUGAGAGCAAAACUGAUGAUGAUGAUAAUGCUAAAGAGAGCAAAGGAGAGCCGGACGCUCAGCUGUAUUUGGGGGAGAUGACGACACAGAUUAUAGAGGAGGAAGAUGAAGAAACAGUCAAGUCAGAUAUGACCCUGCAUGAGGAGACCAUAGAGAGAAGUGUAGAAGAUUUGUCACCGCAGAAUGAUGAGGAGGAAUACAUGGAUAUGAGAGGACACCUCCAUCCAGAUCCGGUGAUAUCUGCCGACGGGAGAGAGAUGGAUGAGUUUUCUGAGCAGGACGUUCAAGACGCCUUUGGCUUUCUGGAUAUGAUGGACAGCUGUGCAUCCAACCUGUUUGAGUUUUCAGUAGAAGCACCUGAAGAAGUAGUUGAGGAAGAUGUAGAUGAAAGCACCAACAAAGAAACACCUGUCAGUCCGGUACAGAACAGCGUUGAUGAGUGUGAAACGCUAGAAGUUAACAUGAGCACCCACCGCGUCCCCGCUGGAAAAUCCCACAGUUUACCUUAUAAAUCCCGCCCCUUCAUGCCCGCCCUGUCAUUAUCAUCUGACGAUGACUACAGCCCUGAAGAUGAUGAAGAUGACUCUGAUAAAGAUUCUGAGUAUGAGGACAUGUUCUGUCAAAGCCUCCCAUCCGCUUUUGAUUUUCAUAGAUUAUCUUGGUCUGCACCCAAGACUUCUACCCGCUGUGCUGACGAUGCUCUCUCCGACAGCCAAUCGAAAUGCUUAGAUGAUGUGAUACUUCCUCCAAACAGUGAAGAGCCGCAGUCCCUCAGCCAAUGGGAAGACACGAUACUCACAGCUGCUACAGACGAUGGCGAAACACCGGCAGGCACUUCUGUCCAAAUCUAUAAUAAAGAACAGGUCAGCGCAGAUUCAAAGAUGGAGGAUCUUCAUGUAGAUGAUGAGAAGAACGAAGUUAAAUCAGAUGACGUGACAAAUGACACAAACACAAUUAUGGUAGAAGGUGACCCAGAGAGUUCAGAUGGCGACGAGGACACAUAUUUUGGAGCGGACCCGAUACCCUGUUCACUGGAUCCCAACUGGACAAAGACGGCCAGCAUCAGUGUCCACGAGCCCAUCCAAGAACAGUGUGCACAUGUGGAUCCUCCACCAUAUACUGAGAUUAACACGGCUGUUGAGAUCAUUAUCACCAAAGUCACAGAGUCAAAGGACGCUCAAGACGAAGUGAACAUCAAUCCAUCACCAGACGAAGAAAACAUGACUGUGAGAACAACUAGUGACCGCGAGGAGAUGACGACACAACCAGACGAAAAAGAGAAAAGCGAAGAAUCCCUGGAGGAUGAGGUUAACGUGUUCGAGUUCCAAACUCCUGAACCUCAGAAAAUAUUAAGUGGAAAUGAAGAAGAUCCUGAGGAGGCAGUUGAGACGGAGGAGUCUGUGAAGGACGAGGAGAUGACGACACAAUCAGUCGAAACAGAGAAAAGCGAAGAAUCUUUGAAUGACGAGGUCCAAGUUUUCGAGCUUGAAACUCCUGAACGUGAGAAAAUAUUGAGUGGAAAUGAAGAAGAUCCUGAGAAUGAACUUGAGAUGAUGGAGUGCGUGAAGGACGAGGAGAUGACGACACAAUCAGUCGAAAAAGAGAAAAGUGAAGAAUCUCUGGAUGACGAGGACAAAGUUUUCAAGCUCGAAACUCCUGAACGUGAGAAAAUAUUGAGAGGAAAUGAAGAAGAACCUGAGAAGGAACUUGAGAUGGUGGAGUGCGUGAAGGACGAGGAGAUGACGACACAAUCAGUCAAAAAAGAGAAAAGCGAAGAAUCCCCAGAUGACGAGGUCAAAGUGUUCGUAUUCGAGACUCCUGAACGUGAGAAAAUAUUGAGUCUAAAUGAAGAAGAACCAGAGAAGGAACUUGAGAUUGAGGAGUGCGUGAAGGACGUCAACGAAACAACUGAAGAUGAAGAGGAACGCGAAGAAGUAAAGGAACACGAACCUUGCAAGCCUGCAGAAAACACAGAGCAAGAAAGAGUUGAGAUGGAGAACAGCUUUGACAUCGAUAAAGAAUAUAAUGAAAGAAAUGUCGUGGGAACAGAGAAAGACACAGAUGAUGAUGAUGAACACUUAGGAAAUAUUUCAUCCGAAGAGAACUUGUGUGAAGAUGAUUCACGUGCACAAACAGAGGAACCGGUGAACAAAAAGUCAGCAGAUACCUCCGAUGAGCAACCGCCAACAGCACCUGAAGACCGUCCCGUUCCAGAAGAAGAGAGAGAAACGUCGGCUCCCAAACACGUGAAAGCUGUCCCCACCGUCCCACCCAAACCUCAACGCUCCAAACUCACAGCACUCACCCUCAGAAAACAGUUUGAGGACAGAGACGCAGAGAGACAGCAGAGACACUCGCAGGUCAUGGACGCAGACGGACCACACCAUGACGAAACCCAAGAGCACCAGACAGACGACACCUGCCAUAGAGACCAGGAAAAAACUGCGGAAAAUUGCCGAGAACCAACGAGUGAGACCAACGGUGGUGGAAUGCCAGAGCACGACGAGAUAAAGGAUCCGCGAGAUGGUUCGGCCAGUGGGGACUCUGGGAUCGAUUUCAGAAAAGACCUCCAGAGAGAUGGCGAGAGAGAGGCGAAGAGAAACAGCGGCAUCAGCAUGUGUUUCGAUGAAGCCGUCGCUCGGGCCACAGAGAAGCGGAGCAGAGAGACUUCUGAGCGUGUGUCAGGAGCUCAGUGGGAGAGAGAGUGCAGAAGAGAGGGAUUCAAACACAAAGAGAAAGACGACGAGAACAAAACUGACUGACAUCUUAAACCAUAGAUUUACACAAAUGCAUGAAAAUGUGACGUGCGUAGAACAGCGAAAUGACUCAAAUCAUAGUUUUUCAUAUUUUACUUUCUUCUACACAUAUGUUUUAUUUUUCCAGAAAGAUUUUUUUUAUGAGAGGACGGAGUUUCCGUAGAGUUUACAACAGUGUUUUACAUCACUUUACUAUUUUUACAUUCAGUAUUCAAAAUAAAACCACCAUUUACAAUCAGACACCGCAGGUAAUGAGCAAAUUGGUAUUAAUAUGUGUGUCGGAUAAGAUUGUAUUGGUUUAAAGUCUCGAUCAGCCUGGAAGUAAAUUCGGUUCAUAAAAAGGAACACUCAGGAAACAAAUCUAAAAAGAAACAGAACAGCCUCCGUAAGGACAGAAUAAGACAAUAUGUGUACAAAUAUUUUAUAUAUAUAUACAAAUAUCAGAUUUUUAAAGCCUCGGUUGUAAGCUUCAAUACAAAUGCCUUGUUGAAUAAACAAAUAAAUAUAUUGGUGUUUCAUUUA